Messenger RNA from Helianthus annuus (common sunflower), 1807 nucleotides. Its product is annotated as pectinesterase 2. Gene Ontology annotation, molecular function: pectinesterase inhibitor activity; pectinesterase activity. The transcript is spliced from 2 exons. The record is from RefSeq and is a predicted model, not a curated record. Gene Ontology annotation, biological process: cell wall modification. NCBI's taxonomy places the organism in Eukaryota, Viridiplantae, Streptophyta, Magnoliopsida, Asterales, Asteraceae. Bases 54 to 1640 code for a protein of 528 amino acids.
AAACACUCAUCACCCAAACAAAAUUUAACCAACUCUAAACCUAUAUCUCCUGCAUGUUAACAAUUCCCUUUGUUAAGAUGAAUAACUUUCCAUUUUUAGCAACCCUAAUUUCAUGUGUGGUUCUUCUCCUCUCUCCGAUGGCGUAUGGAUACACGAAAUCGGAGAUCGCUUCAUGGUGUGGCCAAACACCUCACCCGGAAACUUGCCAAUAUUUCUUGGCGAAAAAUCAACAUGCGGGACCCGUAAAACAAAAACCCGAUUUCAUUAGGGCAUUAAUAAAGGCGGCCCUAGAGGGAGCGGAACACGCAGAGUCACACACUCGUGGGCUCGGUUCAAAAUGUCAUAACAAGCUUGAAAAGGUUGCAUGGGAAGACUGCGUUGAGCUUUACGAAGAGACUGUUAUGAGGAUCAACAUGACUGUUGAUCCUCGAAAGCCGUGCAGCCAGUAUGAAAUGCAAACCUGGCUCAGCACGGCUCUCACUAAUCUCCAAACGUGUAUAUAUGGGUUUAAUGACCUAGGUGUUGGUGGCGACUUGUUGCCACUAUUAAAAAACAAUGUAUCCUCUUUGAUUAGUAAUACACUAGCCAUGAAUAAAGGCGGGUCUUCGAAUAAGAACUUUAGUUACCGAAAAGGGUUCCCUACUUGGGUUAAGCCGGGUGAUCGCAAGCUAUUGCAAUCUACAAACCCGUCUUCUAAUGCGAAUGUUGUGGUGGCUCAAGAUGGUUCGGGCAACUAUAAGACGGUAGGAGAAGCUGUAGCCGCUGCUGGAAAGCGAUCGGGCAGUGGUAGGUAUGUGAUAUACGUGAAGGCGGGUACUUACAGGGAGAAUAUCGAAAUCGGUACAAAGUUGAAGAACAUAAUGCUAGUUGGAGAUGGUAUUGGAAAAACAAUCAUAACCGGUAGCAAAAGCGUCGGUGGAGGUGCUACAACAUUCAAAUCAGCAACUGUUGCUGUUGUGGGAGACGGAUUUAUCGGUCGUGGCAUCACGUUUCGAAACACUGCCGGGCCACAAAACCAUCAAGCCGUGGCGCUUCGAAGUGGUUCUGAUCUUUCGGUAUUCUACCAAUGCAGCUUUGAAGGCUACCAAGACACACUCUAUGUCCACUCGGAUAGACAAUUCUAUAGAGAUUGUGACAUAUACGGGACAGUUGAUUUCAUUUUUGGCAACGCGGCCGUAGUGUUUCAAAACUGCAACAUUUACGCCCGUAACCCUCCUAACAAGACCAACACCAUCACCGCACAAGGCCGAACUGAUCCAAAUCAAAACACUGGAAUCUCAAUCCAAAACUGUCGUGUCACAGCCGCCUCGGACCUAAAAGGGUCCACAGGGUCCGUUAAGACCUAUCUUGGUAGGCCUUGGAAACAAUAUUCAAGGACCGUUUUUCUAAAAACGUUCCUCGAUAGUCUAGUGGACCCCGCGGGCUGGUUGCCCUGGAGUGGUAACUUCGCGCUCAACACAUUGUACUACGGAGAGUACAUGAACACGGGCCCCGGUUCAUCAACCGCAAACAGAGUUAACUGGAAGGGCUACCGGGUGAUCACUAGCGCCACUGAGGCAUCUCAGUUUACGGUCGGAAACUUCAUCGCUGGUGGUUCGUGGUUGCCAGCGACCAACGUACCCUUCACUUCAGGCCUUUGAGUCACUUAUUAGAUAUCUCAAAUGCUUAAUAUAUCUUGUAUUGAUUUCUUAAAUUGAUAUGUUUAAAGCUCACUAGCUCAAGAAUAAAUGGUUGGUACUUAAAAAGUCCGACAUCAUAUGUAAUGGGAUUUUCUUAUAAUGGGAAUUUAUUAUUCUUAUUUUUUUUU